AUGUUCGACAUACUGUCACAUACAGAAGCAAUGCGGAAGGUCUUGCGAGCAGCUGAAGGAUUAUCGCAGCACUCCAAGUGCAGCCUGCGACAGGUGAUUGCGCCUCGACGGGUUGCCAAUUCGUUUCUGGAUUCUCCCCCAAGACCCAUAUCUGACUGUCAAUGCACCGAGAAACUGGCCACGGGGUGUUUAAUUCUUCGGUGUUCCAAAUCUUGGAUUCUGAGUGGUAUUGGAGAGGCUCUGAGGAUCUACGCCAUUGGGCAGAAGUUGCUAUGGGUGGAGAACAAGGAUUUUCCAAGUGCCAUUGUCCCGUUUGCUACUCAAGGCUCGUGCAAGAUCAUUGGAGAUAUGCAGGUGUCGAUCCUGCUUGCCGCCUACAAGGAGCCGGAAAACAGACUGCUCAAUUUCGCAGAUGACUCGCAACCACACUGGAACAUCGCCUUGAUUGUGUUGCAUUGCAAUUUGGUUGUCGCCAGCGACCGCUUGGGCAGUGUCCUCCUGAACUACCUCGAUUGCAGCAUUUCAGACCUGGUCGAGGCCGAUUCUAGCGGUGCUGCCAUUGUAUAUGAGAUAUCCAUACGCAUCGACACGCCGUACAAGACCAAGAUGCCGGUGUACUUCUACGUCGGCGCCCUCAUUGCGGUCAUACAAAGUCUAGCAUGUUGCAGAAGGACGGGAGGUUCUGUUAACAUCGUCGACCUUUUGUCUGCCCUGGAACACCACAUGCGGACGGAGCAAGACUGGCUGAGCCCCAUCGGAAGGGAUCAAAUGAGCUGGAGGGGAUACUAUGUCCCAGUCAAAGAAUCAGCGACUGCGGAGUUGGACCGUGCUGUCGGCGAGGUGGCGAAGAAGUUGGAGCAGUUGAGGCUCAUGGCGAGCGAUGUUUAUGGUUCCACAUAUACGAACGUUGACAUGCACCAAGUGUCUGCCGCAACUACUGGUAGAGUUGAUUAG
Cyclocybe aegerita is the source of this 954-nucleotide messenger RNA. NCBI's taxonomy places the organism in Eukaryota, Fungi, Basidiomycota, Agaricomycetes, Agaricales, Hemipholiotaceae. The record is from the annotation of a GenBank genome assembly.